AAUAAUAAUAAUAACAACGACUCGCCGACGAACCAUCACAGUCAUCAAGGAUCGGGUACUGCGAGCUCGCCACUCUACGGAUCGAUGACGAGGCUGAUGUACGUCUCUCCGUUGACGCCUCCAAUCUCAGACCCCGGCUCGCCUCUCGGUGGCCCUCCUAGACGGACUCCUCCGCCUCCUUACCCUCAGCCACCUAUGCUGAAUCCCUCGCACAGGAUUCAGAGCUCGGGGAUCGCUAAGUUUAAUCGCAGAAAUAAUCCUGAGCUGGAGAAACGCAGAGUACAUCAUUGCGAUUUUAUUGGUUGUACAAAGGUCUACACAAAAAGUUCGCACCUGAAAGCCCACCAGCGGAUACACACAGGUGAAAAACCAUACCAGUGCCAAUGGCCAGAAUGCGAAUGGAGAUUUGCCCGAAGCGACGAAUUGACCCGUCAUUACCGCAAGCACACAGGUGCUAAACCGUUCAAGUGUGCAGUCUGCGAGCGAUCAUUUGCGAGAAGUGAUCAUUUAGCACUGCACAUGAAGCGGCAUCUCCCUAAGCAACACGCCAAGUGA
This is a messenger RNA of Cotesia congregata, 555 nucleotides long. NCBI's taxonomy places the organism in Eukaryota, Metazoa, Arthropoda, Insecta, Hymenoptera, Braconidae. The record is from the annotation of a GenBank genome assembly.